Drosophila rhopaloa is the source of this 1409-nucleotide messenger RNA. It is a transcript of the gene Cyp40, whose product is annotated as peptidyl-prolyl cis-trans isomerase D. Lineage: Eukaryota; Metazoa; Arthropoda; Insecta; Diptera; Drosophilidae. Gene Ontology annotation, cellular component: intracellular membrane-bounded organelle. Gene Ontology annotation, molecular function: protein binding; peptidyl-prolyl cis-trans isomerase activity. The coding region runs from base 106 to 1257 and encodes 383 amino acids. The record is from RefSeq and is a predicted model, not a curated record. The transcript is spliced from 4 exons. Gene Ontology annotation, biological process: protein peptidyl-prolyl isomerization.
UAAGGUAAACAAUUUUAUUUGCAAGAAAUCGGGUGAUAAUUCGGAGCUCUAGUUGGCGGGCAUUGAUAAGUCACAUAACUCAAAGCCCGCCCGAAAGGGGCAAAAAUGGAAGAACGCAAGCUGCUCCGACCUGUGAAGGCUACGAAUCCACUGGUUUUUCUGGAAAUUUCCAUUGGCAAGGAGGAUGCGGGUCGCAUGAUAAUUGAACUGCGCAAGGAUGUUGUGCCGAAGACAGCGGAAAAUUUCCGUGCCCUCUGCACGGGUGAGCGAGGUGUGGGCACCUUGGGCAAACCACUCCACUACAAGGGCACUCGAUUCCACAAAAUCAAACGAGUCUUCGCCGUCCAGAGCGGAGAUGUUGUCAAGAACGAUGGAACCAGCGGCGAGAGCAUCUACGGUCCAGUAUUCGAGGACGAGAACUUUGAACUAACACACAACGAUGAGGGCGUGGUCAGCAUGGCCAACUACGGCAAGCCCAACUCCACCAACUCACAGUUUUUUAUCUCGGCCGUGGGCUGCGAGAAUCUAAAUGGAAUAAACGUUGUCGUAGGUCGUGUUCUACGCGGCCUGGGUAUAAUAGCAGAAAUGGAACAAAACUGCAAUGACGAGGGCGAUCCCACGACGGAGAUAGUGAUACGGGACUGUGGGGAGGUGGCCCCGGGCGAGGAUUGGGGUAUGGAGUGCAAUGACGAGACUGCUGACAAGCUGCCGGCCUACCCGCAAGACUGGACGCGCAAGUUCGACAAGUUCACAGCAGAUGCGGCGGUGGAGCUGCUAACGGGCAUUCGCCAAUCGGGCAAUCACUUUUAUCAGCUAGGCCGCUAUCAUUUAGCGCGAGCCAAGUAUCGCAAGGCCAAUCGCUACUAUCACUACCUUAGCAAACAGUUUGGCUGGCAGCAGCUGAACCCGUUUAAAAAGCACCUUGUCGACACAGAUCUACUCAAGAUCGAUGGAUUCUCGGUGGUGAACAAUAUAAAUUCAGCCGCCGUGGACCUGAAAUUGGGUAACUAUGUGAGUGCCAGAAACGAUUGCACUGAGGCCAUUCGUCUGGAUCCCAGCUGCAGCAAGGCUUUCUAUCGACGCGGUCAGGCCCAGCGUGGUUUGCGCAACUACGAGGAGGCCAUAAACGACCUUAAGCGAGCCCACAAUCUCCUACCGGAGAACAAGCAGAUCCUGAAUGAAUUGAACAGCACCAAACAGCUCCUGGCCCAGUACAACCGACAGCAACGAAAUGCACUUAAAAAUCUAUUUGCCUAGCUGGCAGCCAGUCACCAUUUUCUUGGAUCGUUUUAAAUCGUUUUAAGUUGAAUGGCUUCUUUGAAUGUAAAUAUUAAUUAAUAAAUGUUGUUGUUUUACCAACAGUCAGUGGUUUACCACAAGAAAGGUAAAAUGAUAAAUUUUUAAAUUGA